This is a messenger RNA of Schistocerca serialis cubense, 1820 nucleotides long. RefSeq names its product solute carrier family 22 member 13-like. The record is from RefSeq and is a predicted model, not a curated record. Gene Ontology annotation, biological process: transmembrane transport. Bases 23 to 946 code for a protein of 307 amino acids. Gene Ontology annotation, molecular function: transmembrane transporter activity. The transcript is spliced from 5 exons. Lineage: Eukaryota; Metazoa; Arthropoda; Insecta; Orthoptera; Acrididae. Gene Ontology annotation, cellular component: membrane.
CAACUGCUACGCAUCCUGCAGCAUGGCCGCUGGAGUGAUGCUCGCUGGUCUGGUGUCUUGGGCGCUGCCCAAUUGGAACUACUCCCUCUCGUUUGCCGCCCUCAGUUGUUUUGCGCUGUUCUUCUUCUUCAGUUGGUUCCCCGAGUCUCCACGCUGGCUGGCGUGCAGGGGUCGCGAGCAGGAGGCGCUGGCCGUUGUGCGUCGCAUAGCAGCCACCAAUGGCUCCACGGUGCCGCCGUUCGCCCUGCAGGUGAUCCAGACUGUGGGCAAGAGCAAGACAGACAGGAGGGGCUUCCUCAGCAUCUUCUCCAGCUUUAACCUCGUCAGGAACACAACACUCCUCAUCAUUGCCAGGUCAGUGCACCUGCUGGCUAUCUACUCACUGGUGAUAGCCGUGAGCCGACUGAGUGCGAACCCUUUCCUGGGGAUAGUGGCGCAGGGGGCGGCCAAGCUGCCUGCCCACUUCAUGGUGAACUACUUUGCGGCGAGGUUCGGUCGCCGUUGGCCCAGUGUAGGGAGUGCACUGUUGGCUGCACUGGCCAGUCUCCUCAUCUUCUGCCUGCUGACUGAACACAUCGCGGGUGCAGCCAUCGUGAUGGCGACCAUGCUGAUGCAGUUCAGCGCCGUCGCCGGUAUGGGCAUGGCAAACCUGCAGAGCAUCGAGCUGCACCCCACCUGCCUCCGCCAGAUCGCAACGGGUGUCGAGUACGCCGUUGCUGGAAUUUCCAUGUCUUCCCUGCCCUACCUGGCGCUGAUGAAUGACAAGCGACUUCCCUUCGCCAUCCUCUGUGCCCUCGAGCUGAUGGUAGCAUUUUCUGUGUCGUUCCUACCAGAAUCUGCAAUGCAGCGAUUGCCAGAGACGUUAAGGGAUGGUGCCGUCUUUGGCAGAGGGCAACCUUACUGGAGCUGGAAACCAAAACCACCUCUUCAGUACGCCACAGGAUAAAGGAGUUCCAGAACUUCCUUAUAGUGUAGUUCUACACUGGUCAUAGAGUAGCAGCUGACAUGUUAAUGCGACGCUAGCAGCCUACGACUUCUGUUUGCUGCCGUCUUGCAUGACUUGCUCGGCCUGCUAUGAGUGGUUAACAGUGCAGGUCGAACUUUAUUUCAAAUCUGUAAACAGUAGCACGAAAACUAAGGCUGGCCAGGAUUAGAUUAUAAAUUUACUCUCUGGUGCAACUAGCGACUCCUGAGAAUCAAUUUUUACAAGACACAGGCAAUAAUUACUGGACGAACUACUUGCAGGAUCCAUCUCCACGUCCAUCUCCAUGGUUUCUGUCUAACCAUUCAUGACCGCCCUAUCCAAUAAACGCUAUACCAAACUAAACUAACAUAGAAACCGCACCCACUGGCUGGCCAAAGAAAACAAAAUAUCACAAUAGACUAAAACUACACGCUGCACAACUAACAGCCUUAAUCUGAGGACUAAUCCUGUUUUUCCAACGUCACCUGGAUUUAUACCCCCUUACACCCACACCUUUAAUUUUAACACUCCCCCAAAAAUGAUACUACGCAACUCUCCUCGCUCUCUGUAUCCACCUACUACCUCCUCCCCCUCUCCCCCACCUGUUACACCUACAAGCGCUCCACAUCCAAUUCCAAAAAAUAUUUAAUCGCCUCUCACAACCUGGCCUCGAAAUCCCAUCCAGAGAUCUACCCAUCCUUCUAUCUUUAACAGAAGUCUCUUCUUGCUUCCAUGUGUGUGUGUUACAGUUCGCAAACCCAAACCACUUUUCUGGGUCCUCCUCCUCAACUCUUCACUCCACAUUCUUUCGAAAACGCAUUUAAGCAGGUGAAAUGUUAAACAGAAUUAUUAUUGA